AGAACCACAAACGUCACAUUCAGGAAGUGGUGCUGAGAAGAUCUCUCACUCGAGGACCUCAGAACAGACACAAAGAUUUGUUUUUCUGUUUAUUAGAAUUUGGCGAAAGAACCUGUGUGUACUUUUUAUCGGCGUAGCAGUCAGGUUUUUAUCGGCAGUUUCUCCGUGAAGGAUUUUCCUGUAUUGUCACAAUGCCGAGAGGAGGGAAAAAAGGACACAAAGGUCGGGGCAAGCAGUUCAGCAAUCCUGAGGAGAUCGAGCGACAGAUGCGAGCUCAGAGAGAGAUGGAAGAAAACAGUGAUGCAGAGCGUGAGAGUGCAUCUGAAUCUGAGGAGGAAAGCAGUAGUGAAGAUGAACAAAAUCAAAAAAGGAAUGGAGUACAAGGGUUGAUUGAAAUCGAGAAUCCCAACCGCAGCUCCCAGAAGAACAAAAAAGCCUCAGAGGUUGAUGUGGAUGCACCGAGAGAGCUCACACGCAGAGAGAGGGAAGAGAUCGAGAAGCAGAAAGCGAAGGAACGCUACAUGAAACUGCAUCUCGAAGGAAAGACGGAUCAGGCCAGAGCAGACCUCGCCAGACUGGCUAUUAUUAAAAAACAGAGAGAAGAGGCAGCAAGGAAGAGAGAGGAACUGCGGAAAGAAAAAGAGGCACAGGAGGCCAAGUCCAAACGUUAAGUCUCAUCCCCAUCCUGAGGACUGUGCUAUUGGGGUGGGAGGGUAGGGACCAAAUUAAUUAGGGAUACAGCUCAGGGGUGUCCAGAUGCUGUCCUUUCAUCCUUUACUGGCAGGGACAGGCAGCGAUUUGGACAUUCAGAAUCACAUCACAUAAGGUGGGGGUUAAAGACAUGAACUCGCUGGUUUUGCUUAUUGGUACCUAAAACGGGAAGCUAUCAGCAAGACCACAAUGUCCUCAUGUCCUUUCCCCCCAUAUCACUGAUGUGUUCUGAUCCUACAGCUGCAAGAGUUUACUCUUAAAGUUGCUUUUUUUGGUUUGUUUUAAUAAAGCUUUUGAUUUGGUUGUCGGUCAGGGUGCCGUUCUUACUGAUGUCACCUGGCACAUUCCUAGAGAGUAGGGUAGAGUAACGAAUGGAGAAACACUAGCAAACUUGUACAACACCAUCUGCUUUUGUUCUGACCUUAUUGCUAUGUUUUUUUUAUUCUCUGCGAAUAAGCUACAUGUAAUAAGCACCUUUUGUACUGAACAAAAUGUUUUUCCCUCACUUUUUGAUUUUAAAAAUUUUUUUUUUUUUUUUGCAUGCUAGUUGCAAGAUGUAUCCAACUUUUAACAAAUGCCAGUAAUGCUACACCAUUUAAAAAUGUAAAAACUAAUUUUAUUACUUUCGAAUGGAACAUCAGCAGUAUUAAUAUGCAUACGUAAUCAAGUUAACAGUAUGUCUGGUUAUAAUCAGAAGUUUUUACUUCCCCUUUUAUUCUGUUGUGCAUACAUUUCUCUGUCAAUGCCCUUUUUUUUCUUUAUGAUCAACUUCUAAACAUACCUUUUGUAUAUGAGGCCUUGUUUACACCUGAUAUUGACAUCUGUCUGGAGUGAUGUGAUGUGAUCAGAAGUGGAAAGAUAGAUCAGAUCUUUCAAGCUUCUUGAAUACAUCUUCAGUAACCACUUGAUUUACGGCCAUAACGCAGUGGAUAAGGUGGCGCUGUGUAUUGCGUCGACACUACAGAUGUUAUAUGGCCGUAUGUUAGGGUGCAUCAGUUGCCCCCUGAAAAUGAAAAGUUCCUCCGAUCAUGAUGCAUUUUUGUUUUUAUGUUCCUUUUGGUAAGAAAACACACUGGGUGAAAUAUUUUGACAAAAUUCAAAAGUUUAAUGGUGGCACCAGGAGCUCAAAGUUAUGGAAAAAGCUGCUAUUUUAUGACUUUUAUGACAAAAUUUCGAUCACUUUUCAUGAAACAUUAUGGCACCUAUGGGCGGCACGGUGGUGUAGUGGUUAGCGCUGUCGCCUCACAGCAAGAAGGUCCGGGUUCAAGCCCCGGGGCCGGCGAGGGCCUUUCUGUGCGGAGUUUGCAUGUUCUCCCCGUGUCUGCGUGGGUUUCCUCCGGGUGCUCCGGUUUCCCCCACAGUCCAAAGACAUGCAGGUUAGGUUAACUGGUGACUCUAAAUUGACCGUA
This is a messenger RNA of Neoarius graeffei (lesser salmon catfish), 2120 nucleotides long. RefSeq names its product pdgfa associated protein 1a (gene pdap1a). Bases 192 to 671 code for a protein of 159 amino acids. The record is from RefSeq and is a predicted model, not a curated record. The transcript has 6 exons. Gene Ontology annotation, cellular component: cytosol. NCBI's taxonomy places the organism in Eukaryota, Metazoa, Chordata, Actinopteri, Siluriformes, Ariidae. Gene Ontology annotation, molecular function: RNA binding.